Messenger RNA from Prorocentrum cordatum, 1092 nucleotides. The record is from the annotation of a GenBank genome assembly. Lineage: Eukaryota; Dinophyceae; Prorocentrales; Prorocentraceae.
AUGGACCGGAAACGCCUGCGGGGCAAGCAGCCUCGUGGCGAUGGCGGCCCAGAGCUGGCCCCACUCGCGUCACAGGCAAACCUGGUCGUGCCGCCGCUGGCAGACCCGGCGGUGCUUACGCUGGCCCCAGUGGCUUUGAGCGAGUGGUUCGCCGCCGUGCUCAGGCGCGCUCCUCCCGCGUGCCAUCCGCCGUCGCCCCAGUGCGUUCUGAGGGGCCUGGCUGCGGGGGGCGCUGUUGACGGAUCGGAGUUUGCCGGCUUGGGCGUCCAGGAGCUAAAGGACGUGUGGCCGUGUCUCCACGGGCUUCGAGACGAGUUCGCGGCGGCCUUGUCCAACGUUUCGGCCCGCGCCGCGGUGGGGCCGCCUGCCGCGCAGACCGAGGCCCGCGCCCAACGGGGCGCGCUUGCGCCGGCGGCCAGCAAGUUUCCCCCAGCAAAAGGUGGCGGCCGCGCCACUUGGUUUCGGCUUGCGUGGGAGAAGCACCACGGUGGCAUCCCCGGCAAUCCGCGGGAGCGCGCGGCCCAGAUCGGGCCCGACAUGGCCGGGCUCAUGGCAACGCAGGAGCUCCUCAGACGCGAGUUGCUCGCGUGGCACCGGAGCGCAUGCAAGCAUGCUUCUCCAGUGCGCCUGUGGGGGCAAGUGGCCCGGAACCGGGGGGUUGAUGCUCGGCCCCCGUCGGAGCCAGUGCUCGGGGCAUUCGCAUUUGCAGUGCAAAACGGUGCCAGUUUGAUGACCUACUGCACGCAGAUCCGCGCUGUGCUCCGGCUGCUCCACAUGCCGCUGGGGUGCCUGGAGGACACGUCGUGUUUGGCGCGUGGUGCGAGCAAAGCGGCUGUGGCCACUCGGCGGUUCCGAGCGCGGGCGUCGGCGCGACAGACACGUUCCUUGGCGCAGCACGUCCAGGAGGUUCUGGGCGAUACCGAGACAGCGGAUGUGUUCGUAGUGGCGAGGCAGUUUUGCUUCCGAUUCGCGUCCGAACUGGUGCCUCUGCAGGCAGACGGGCCCCACUCCAAGGUAGUCCUGUCAACCGUGGACGGCGUGCCGACGGCCAGCGUGCACCUGCAUCGGCGCAAGACGUACACUGAGACGACG